This is a messenger RNA of Ipomoea triloba (trilobed morning glory), 2800 nucleotides long. RefSeq names its product putative late blight resistance protein homolog R1B-14. NCBI's taxonomy places the organism in Eukaryota, Viridiplantae, Streptophyta, Magnoliopsida, Solanales, Convolvulaceae. Gene Ontology annotation, biological process: defense response to other organism. Gene Ontology annotation, molecular function: ADP binding. The record is from RefSeq and is a predicted model, not a curated record. The coding region runs from base 203 to 2377 and encodes 724 amino acids. The transcript is spliced from 4 exons.
GGUUGAUCAACAAAGUCAUGGCAAGGAAAAUGUCAAAACCAGUGGAUUCGAACUCUUCAUAACCGCUCUUCCAUCACAAGCAACAGUGCAUAAGCAAACGGGCAGUGGAUUCGACCUCCCUAGCACCUCUCUCUCAUCACAAGAAAUAGCUUCAACGGUGGAUGAAUUUGUUGUGGGGCUUGAUGUUGAGGUGGAAACUAUAAUGGGUCGCAUUAUUGAAGGGUCAAAGAAUUUGAAAGUCAUUUCAAUUGUGGGAAUGAUGGGGCUUGGUAAAACCACAUUAAGCAACACAUUGUUGAAUGAAUAUCAGCUCCAAUAUGAGUUCUUUACUCGCUUUUUGAUUGAUGUUUUGAAAAAAAAUGAUACAAAAGAAAUAUUUUGUGAGAUUUUGAAGAUGUUAACAAAUGAAGAAAAUGCAUAUAACAAGAUGCUGGAUGAAGUUCAAUUAGUGGAUAAAAUAAAAGAACUUUUGGAGGGUAAAAAGUAUUUCAUUGUAAUGGAUGGUGUACGGACGAUGCAAGAAUGGAAUAGUUUGAAGGAUGCUUUUCCCGACAAUAUGAGAGGCAGUAGAGUCUUGGUAACCACUCGAAACCAUGAAGUGGCUUUUUGUGCGGAUUCCGCUUGUAACCCUCAUCAACUAAAAUUUUUGACAAGUGAUGAAAUUUGGGGGUUGCUAGCGAAGAAAGUUUUUGGGAAGGAAAUAUGUAGUGAUGAGUCGUUAGGAACUCUUGGUAGGCGCAUAGCUACAAAAUGCAAUGGAAUACCACGUGUAGCGGAGGUGAUAGCAGAUGAACUAUGUAAAAAUAGGACUUCUGACAGGUGGAAACAUCUUGCAGAUGAUCCCUUUGCAAUUAUUGAUCACAUGAACCAAGAGUGCAACCCCCUCAUACAAUUGGUGUAUGAUAAAAUGAAUUUCCAGUUGAGAAAUUGUUUCCUAUACCUUGCAGCUUUUCCUAUUGGAUAUGAGAUUAUUGCUCGAAAACUUAUUCAUUUGUGGAUAGCUGAAGGGUUCAUUCAGCUACUGGAUGGUGAAAACAGCCUAAACUUGGAGUGUACAGCUGAGGAAUAUUUAAAUGACCUCAUUGAUAGGAAACUGCUAACUGUGUCAGAAAGAAGUGCAGACGGUCAAAUAAAAAAAUGCAGCAUUCAUAAAACGUUGCAUGAGUUUUGUAAAACUGAAGCUGCCAAAAAGAAUGUUUUCCACAAAAUGGAUACAGUUGAACUUGUGGCAAACAAGUAUAUUCCCCGUCGCCUAAGUGCUGAUUCCUCUGCUUUGGACUUCCAGGAACUGGGAAGCAAGGUAUCUACUGGGCAUGUUCGCUCUUUCAUAUCUUCUUGCUCCAAAGAAGAGGAGGUUUUGAAUGAGCCUGUCUUGGCAGCCAUUGCAAAAUCCUUUCCUCUUCUUAGGGUAAUGGAUGUUGAAUCCCUCAAGUUCAAAUCAUUGCCUAAAGAACUGUGUUUCCUUCAUUAUCUGAAGUACCUUGCACUUGCAGUAUCAACUGAACCGAAAUUCCCACCUAAGCUUUUCAAUAAUCUUUGGGAGAUGCAGACUCUUGUGUUAAACUCAUCACAAAGUAGUGUUGAAAUGGAAGUGGAAACAUGGAGCAUGCCUAAACUAAGGCAUUUGUACAGCAACACUCCUAUGCAACUGUCCCCUCCUAGUACAUUAAGAAAGAACGGCUCAGGAAGUAUGGACUUACAGACACUUUCUAACAUAUCACCUUCAAGCUGCACUGGGGAAAUUUUUGGGUUGAUUCCAAAUCUUCAAAAGUUGGGAAUUCGGGGGAACUUAGGUGAGCUUAUGGCGAAUAAUGGAGGAAUUGAAUUGUUUGACAAUCUUCAGAAGCUCUCUCACCUUCAAAAAUUGAAGUUGCAUAACAGUGCCAAUGACAGCCUAACUGGCAGACUGCAGAGCAUUCCCCAGCACAAAAAAUUUCCAAACAGGCUGAGAAAGUUGAGUUUGUCAAACACAUCGUUUGGGUGGAAAGACAUGUGUGUAUUGGGGGCACUGGAUGAGUUGCAAAUCCUCAAGCUGAAGGAUAAUGCAUUCAGGGGGAAGUCUUGGGAACUCGACGACAACAUUGUUUUCAAACAACUACAAUUCUUGCGCAUUGUCAAGGCUGAUUUAGAAUCUUGGAAGACUUCCAAGAGUUGCUUUCCGGUUCUGAAAACGCUCAUCAUCAAGCAUUGCUCAUCCCUCGAAGCAGUCCCAUCCGAAUUUGCUGAUGUAGACAGCCUUAAGCUCUUAGAUUUAUAUUGCACAACUGAAAUGGCUGCAAAUUCAGCCAGGAUGAUAAAAGAGAGAAAGCGAACACAUGACAAUGGAAAUGCAGAGAGCUGUGGAUUUAAGCUCUGCAUCUAUCCUGAGCAUUAUUGAUAUCAAACCUGCGUGGCGUGUGGUUUUCAACUGUCAAGUGCUGUUAUUAUGAUAUGCUUAGAUAUGCAGUUCAGUUUGCAACUAUUGAUUGUCAAGCAUUCAUGUUGAACUGUGUUGGCUAUUUCAUAUUGUACGUAGUGAGACUGUUUCUAUUUCCAAUUACUCCCAGAGUUACAGACAAUUGUCAUUACUUGGCUGUGACUUACAUUAUUUCAUUUGGUAAGUUGAAUUGUUAAUGAUCAAGGCUUAGUUGCUGUUUUUGUUGGGAUAUAUGGCUUUUUAGCUCAACUGUCCCGGUAGGGGUGCUUUCUGGAAAUGUGAAAAGAAAAUCAUGCAUGGGGACGCAAUUUGUAAAAAAGGUUACCGUUUUACUAGCAUUUUUAUUAUGUUUUGAAUUUCUUUAAUUUGAAGACUUUCAUCUCA